AUGUCACGCACCCCUCGGCCCGAGAAUUGGGCGUGGGCAACUUCAUCGGCGCAAGAGCAGCAUGGGCAGACCGACUCACAGAUAGCCUCCUCAGGCCAGAUCACAUACACGACACUCGUUACUGGCGGGUUGCUCGACUUCGGCCUCAAGAUCGGAAUGUUGGGCUUUGACCUUACGAAUCAAACGGCCCGGCUCUAUGACCAUGGCCGGAACAUCGUUACAGCAUGCACAGUUCCCUUCGUUGCCGAUGCCGUGGUCGUAGCCCUGCAGAUGCCGUACGAACAGGUCAAGAACAAGCGGAUAAGCGGUGCAGAGGUCGCAUACACUGGCAAAGAUCUUCUCCGCACCCUCGAGGUGGUGACUGGCGAGCAGUGGCGGGUUGAAGAGGUCAGCACCGAAAGUGCGAGACAAAAGGGAAAGGAGCUUCUGGUCGAAGGAAAUGCAAGAGGUGCAUACUUGAACUUCGCAACCGCCCUCAACUUUGAUGGGUGCGGAGCAGCGAAUUUGACCUCCGGCCUAGAAUUCGGCAGUGGUUACAACCUUCAACGGCGAAGCCUCGACGAGAUUGUUCGAGAAGCCGUGAGAUCGAUACAAGACUGGAAGAAGUGA
Molecule: messenger RNA, 609 nt
Organism: Exophiala viscosa
Lineage: Eukaryota; Fungi; Ascomycota; Eurotiomycetes; Chaetothyriales; Herpotrichiellaceae
Exons: 1
Coding region: 1-609 (202 amino acids)
Source: RefSeq, a predicted model, not a curated record